Messenger RNA from Symbiodinium sp. CCMP2592, 918 nucleotides. NCBI's taxonomy places the organism in Eukaryota, Dinophyceae, Suessiales, Symbiodiniaceae. The record is from the annotation of a GenBank genome assembly.
AUGGAGGACGAUGCACUCAUGGCGACACUCAUCGCGACAGCGCGGGAGUUGGUGCAACACGGCCGAGAACGAACAAUCACUGUGAACUUCCGAAAGCUCGAUGGCGAGCAGUACGAGCCCAUCAGCACCUCCUCCUUGACCCGUGUUGCCGACUUGCGGGAGAUGUUCCGCCCGCAGCUGCAGGGCUACCCGGCGGACUUUUGCAUUGGGGAGCACAAGCUGAGGCCCCAGGAGGAGAUCGGCGAGUUCGUGACGGAGGGUGUCGAGUUUUUCCUCACGGCCAUUCGGCGUGAAAAUGUCCUCGAGCUCGAGAAGACCGACAAAGACACCGGCGAGCAGACGCGUCUGCAAGAGGGGGCGCGCUGGCAAGGGGCGACAUUGGUCCUGGCCUCGGGAUCCUACGUCGUCCCGCCAUGGAACUUUGCUCCAGACCUGCAGCAGGACUUUGCGGUGGAGGUCACGGUGAUGCUGGCAGAGUGGCCGGCAGUAGACUAUCGAGGCCCCAUCGUAUCCCGCCAUGGUUGGGAAAGUGGCCUGGAGCUGCGCAUCGGAGGUAAAGGUGCCGUUGCCUUGCUCACCACCAAGCGAGGCGACGAGAAAGCGAAGCACACCGAGCUGCUGAAGACAAUGCCACGGACCGUCCACGAAUGGAUCCAUCUGUGCAUGUACUACGAGGCGCCGACUUCAACGCUGAAGCUGUACUUGAAUGGAGAUCGCGAGAAUUGCGUGGAGAAACAGAUCCAGGGGCGCUUCAUACCUUACAAUGGACAGCUCGAAGUGGGCAGGAACCCAUGCUGGCACGACCGUGUCUUAAGCGGCUCCAUUCGAGACCUCAAGAUCUGGCCGGCAGGCUUCGACCUCAACGGCCUUCAAGAGCGUGCCUCUCUGAGCUUGAGUGACGCGAGGGGAGCGAUCUGA